UUCCGUGUCAACGCCCUGUCACUGGUCUACCUACUCUUCCUGCUGCUCCUUCCCUGGGUCGAGGGUCCCACCCCGCGCACCGUCCGAGGUCACACUGGCCGCCUCCUCCGAGCCUUACUAUGCACCAGCCUUCUCUUCCUGGUGGCCCACCUGGCCUUCCAGAUCUGCCUGCACACCGUGCCCCGCCUGGACCAAUUGCUGGGACCCAGCUGCAGCUCCUGGGAGACCCUCUCCCGGCACAUCGGAGUCACUCGGCUGGAUGUGAAGGACAUCCCCAGUGCUGUGCGGCUGGUGGCCCCUGACCUGGGCAUCCUGGUGGUCUCCUCUGUGUGUCUCGGCCUCUGUGGACGCCUCACUCGGAAAGUCCAGCGCAGCCCGCACUCCCAGGAGCUGGAUGACGAUGAGAGAGAAGUGGCCCCUGGCACCGCAGUGAGCUCCCCGGAUGCCCAGGCACCAGCCCCUAAGCGGAGGUCCAGGCUGGCAGCCCGCUUCCGGGUCACAGCCCACUGGCUGCUAGUGGCUGCAGCACGGUUCCUGGCCAUCGUGCUGCUGGCUUUAGCAGGUAUCGCCCAGCCCUCGGCCCUCUCCAGUGUCUACCUGCUGGUCUUCCUGGCCAUCUGCACCUGGUGGGCCUGCCACUUCCCCAUCAGUGCCCGCGGCUUCAACGUGGUCUGCGUGCUGGUGGGCUGCUUUGGCGCUGGCCACCUCCUCUGUCUCUACUGCUACCAGGCACCCUACGCCCAGCAGCUGCUCCCGCCCUCCAGCGUCUGGGCCCGGGUGCUGGGCCUCAAGGACCUGGUGCGGCCAGUCAACUGCUCUAGCCCCAACACGCUGGAGCUGCACACGGGCCACGACUGGCCAGUGUACGUGAGCCCCGGACUGCUGCUGCUGCUCUACGGCGCCGUGACCUCCAUGCUCAAGCUGCGCAGGCACCCCCGCCCCGCCCAGAGGAAGGAGGAGGCCGGAGAGGAUGAGGACCAGGAAGUGGAGCUGACUGAAGUGGACCAGUGGCCCAAGGACCAGGCCAGUGUCAGGGAGGAGGAGGCCCAGGGUAUAAUGCCCCCCACGUCUGAGAUGGAGGCUGAUAACUGCAUCGUGCACGACCUCACGGCUCAGAGCCCUGUCCGGCAGCGUCUGUUGCGUCGCAGACAGGCCAAGCGGAGAGCACCGUCCCCCCUACAAGGACUCGGCCACCUCAUCAUGGACCAGAGCUACGUGUGCGCCCUUAUCGCCAUGAUGGUGUGGAGUAUCACCUACCACAGCUGGCUCACCUUCGUGCUCCUGCUCUGGGCCUGCCUCAUCUGGACGGUGCGCAGCCGCCACCAGCUGGCCAUGCUCUGCGCACCCUUCCUGCUGCUCUACGGCCUGGCGCUGUGUGGCCUGCGCUACGUGUGGGCCAUGGACCUGCGGCCAGAGCUGCCCACGAUGUUGGGCCCUGUCAGCCUACACCAGCUGGGCCUUCAGCACACUCGCUACCCCUGCCUGGACCUCGGCGCCAUGCUGCUCUACACCCUCACCUUCUGGCUCCUGCUGCGCCAGUUUGUCAACGAGAAGCUGCUGAGGAAGGGGCAGCCCGCGGCCGAGCUGACGGGGGUCACCGUGGCUGACGCAGAACCCACACAGACGCAGACUCUGCUGCGGAGUCUAGGGGAGUUGGUCUCAGGCGUGUACGCCAAGUACUGGAUCUACGUGUGUGCUGGCAUGUUCAUCGUGGUCAGCUUCGCCGGCCGCCUGGUGGUCUACAAGAUCGUCUACAUGUUCCUCUUCCUGCUCUGCCUCACCCUGUUCCAGGUCUACUACAGCCUGUGGCGGAAGCUGCUCAAGGUCUUCUGGUGGCUGGUGGUGGCCUACACCAUGCUGGUGCUCACGGCCGUCUACACCUUCCAGUUCCAGGACUUCCCCGCGUACUGGCGCAACCUGACCGGCUUCACAGACGAGCAGCUGGGCGACCUGGGUCUGGAGCAGUUCAGCGUGUCAGAGCUCUUCUCCAGCAUUCUCAUCCCCGGCUUCUUCCUGCUUGCCUGCAUCCUGCAGCUGCACUACUUCCACCGGCCCUUCAUGGAGCUCACCGACUUGGAGCACGUGCCCCUGCCAGGGAGCCACCCCUCCCGCCGGGCCUGCAGGCAGGACAUGGUGAUCGGUGCCACACUGCUGCAGCAGGACACCCUGGGGACCCCUGAGGAUAAGGCUGUCCCUGGCCAGGCCAAGCAGGGCCUGGAAGGUGAGCGCAGCAGGUGGGCCAGAGAGUGGCGGCCAGGGGCUGGAGGAGUCUCGGUGGGCCAGCUGUUCACAGCCCGUCCUCCCCCUGCAGCCUCGACCAACAAGUGGGGCCUGGUGGCUGAGCGGCUGCUGGAACUGGCGGCCCGCUUCUCGGCCGUGCGCGCCCGUGUGCAGGUCUUCGUCCGGCGCCUCCUCGAGCUGCAUACCUUCAAGCUGGUGGCCCUGUACACGGUUUGGGUGGCUCUGAAGGAGGUGUCAGUGAUGAACUUCCUGCUGGUGGUGCUAUGGGCCUUCGCCCUGCCCUACCCCCGCUUCCGGCCCAUGGCCUCCUGUCUGUCCACUGUGUGGACCUGCGUCAUCAUCGUGUGCAAGAUGCUCUACCAGCUGACAAUCGUCAACCCCCACGAGUACUCCAGCAACUGUACUGAGCCCCUCCUCAACAGCACCAACCUUCAGAAGACAGAGGUCAACCAGUCCCUCCUGUACCGGGGGCCUGUGGACCCCGCCAACUGGUUUGGGGUGAGGAAGGGCUUCCCCAACCUGGGCUACAUCCAGAACCACUUGCAGGUUCUGCUGCUGCUGGUGUUCGAGGCCAUCGUGUACCGACGGCAGGAGCACUACCGGCGCCAGUACCAGCUGGACCCACUGCCCGCCCAGGCUGUCUGUGUGGAUGGCACACGCCAUCGGCUCGACGCAGACCUGCUCAGCUGCCUCAAGUACUUCGUCAACUUCUUCUUCUACAAAUUUGGGCUGGAGAUCUGCUUCCUGAUGGCCGUGAACGUGAUUGGUCAGCGCAUGAACUUCAUGGUCAUCAUGCACGGCUGCUGGCUGGUGGCCAUCCUUACCCGCCGGCGCCGUAGGGCCAUCGCCUGCCUCUGGCCCAACUACUGUCUCUUCCUCGCUCUCUUCCUCCUCUACCAGUACUUGCUGUGCCUGGGUAUCCCGCCUGCCCUGUGCCUGGACUACCCUUGGCGCUGGAGCCAGGCCAUUCCUAUGAACUCUGCUCUCAUCAAGUGGCUGUACUUGCCUGACUUCUUCAGGGCACCCAACUCCACCAACCUCAUCAAUGACUUCCUCCUGCUGCUCUGUGCCUCCCAGCAGUGGCAGGUGUUUGGGGCUGAGAACACCCAGGAGUGGCAGAACAUGGCCGGUGCCAACACAGACCACGUCGAGCCACUGCAGGGAGAGCCCAACCCUGUACCCAACUUUAUUCACUGCAGGUCCUACCUGGACAUGGUGAAGGUGGCCGUCUUCCGCCACCUCUUCUGGCUGGUGCUGGUGGUGGUGUUUGUCACGGGGGCCACACGCAUCAGCAUCUUCGGCCUGGGCUACCUGCUGGCCUGCUUCUACCUGCUGCUCUUUGGCACCGCGCUGCUGCAGAAGGACACACGUGCCCGCCUCGUGCUGUGGGACUGCCUCAUCCUCUACAACGUCACCGUCAUCAUCUCCAAGAACAUGCUCUCUCUCCUGUCCUGUGUCUUUGUGGAGCAAAUGCAGAGCAGCUUCUGCUGGGUCAUCCAGCUCUUCAGUCUCGUGUGCACCGUGAAGGGCUAUUACGACCCCAAGGCAAUGGCCACCAAGGACCAGGACUGCGCACUGCCCGUGGAGGAGGCUGGCAUCAUCUGGGACAGCGUCUGCUUUUUCUUCCUGAUGCUGCAGCGCCGUAUCUUCCUCAGUGACUACUUCCGGCAUGUGGCCGCUGACCUCCAGGCCACCGCCCUGCAGGCCUCCAGAGGCUUCGCCCUGUACCAUGCCGCCAGUCUGAAGAGCAUCGAAGCUCACCGCAAAGCUGAGGAGAAGUCCCUAGCGCAGCUGAAGAGACAGAUGGAGCGCAUCCGUGCCAAGCAGGAGAAGCACCGGCAGGGCCGGGCAGGCCAGGACUUCCCUGAGGACCCCGAACGCCCGAGCCAGGAGCCAGGGCCCGGCCGUCCAGGGGACGCCUCUCCACCACGGAGACAAUGGUGGCGGCCCUGGCUGGACCACGCAACAGUGAUCCACUCAGGCGACUACUACCUGUUCGAGUCGGACAGUGAGGAGGAGGAGGAGACCCAGCCAGAGGACACCCGGCCAUCGGCACCGAGCGCCUUCCAGAUGGCGUACCAGGCGUGGGUGACCAAUGCCCAGACGGUCCUGAGGCGGCGGCGGCAGGAGCAGGCACAGAUGCAGGCUGGACAGGCCCUCGAGGGAGGUGGCCCCAGUGAAGAGCUGGAACCAGCAGAGGGACUGGAGGAUGAGGUGGCAGGCCGCAGCCACGUGAUGCAGAGGGCAGUGAGCACAGCGCAGUUCCUGUGGGUGCUGGGCCAGGCCAUGGUGGACGGCCUGACCCGCUGGCUACAGGCCUUCACACGGCAUCACCGUAACAUGAGCGACGUGCUGCGGGCCGAGCGCUACCUCCUCACACAGGCGCUGCUGCAGGGCAGACAGGUGCACCGAGGGGUCCUGGACCAGCUGUAUUCCAGCGAGGACGAGAACGAGCCCUCUGACCUGGCCUACCGCCCCGAGGCGCCCAGCACAGCGUCAAGCGGGCUGGGGGCUGAGGAGCCACUGAGCAGCACGACGGAGGACACCAGCAGCCCGCAGACCACCGGCUACAACACCCGCAGCAAUAGCCAGGAGCUCGUGGCUGACCCCCCAAGUCCAGACACUGACCCCUCCCGCCGAGGCUCACGGGAGCUACUAGCCAGUGAGCGCACACGCAUGCGCACGGCCAGCGAGCUGCUACUCAACAGGCGCCUGCGCAUCCUGGAGCUGGAGGAGGCCGAGCGGUUUGCGGCCGGGCAGGGCCGAGUGCUGCGGCUGCUGCAGGCCGGGUACCAGUGCGUGGCUGCCCACUCGGAGCUGCUCUGCUACUUCGUCAUCAUCCUCAACCACAUGGUCACCGCCUCGGCCGUGUCCCUGGUGCUGCCCGUGCUGGUCUUCCUGUGGGCCAUGCUGUCCAUCCCACGGCCCAGCAAGCGCUUCUGGAUGACGGCCAUCGUCUUCACAGAGGUCACCGUGGUCACCAAGUACCUCUUCCAGUUUGGCUUCUUCCCCUGGAACAGCUACGCCGUGCUCCGGCGGCGUGAGAACAAGCCCUACUUCCCGCCCCGCAUCCUGGGGCUCGAGAAGACCGACGGCUACCUCAAGUACGACCUGGUGCAGCUCAUGGUCCUCUUCUUCCACCGCUCCCAGCUGCUGUGCUAUGGCCUCUGGGACCACGAUGAUGACCGGCCCCCCAAGGAGCCCACCCGAGGUGGUGGGAAGGAGAAGGAGGCUGGGGAGGAACCAACAGCCCUGCUGGGGCCCCAGAUGGAGGUAGUGGAGGCCGGGACGCCACUCGAGGAUGAUGGCCAGGUUAAAGCUAGGACAAGGCCGGAGGACAAGGUCCCAGAGCCCAGCGUGGAGGCCAAGUCCGUCCGCUCGAAGCACAUCAGCCUGCGUUUCAGGAGGAAAAGGAAGAGCCCUGAGACAGAAGCCACGGUCACCCCGACCCACGAGGAGGAGGAGGAGGCAGCCUUGGCCGCUGGGACAGCCAAGAAGCCGAGCCACUCCCGGGAGAGGGUGAAGGCAGCCGGGCUGUGGCUCCAGAGCGCCUGUGUGUCAGUGGCCCGGAGCAUGUACCAGCCCCUGUGUCACUUCUUCUACGACAUUCUGCACACCAAGUACCGCGCAGCCACCGACGUCUAUGCACUCAUGUUCCUGGCCGACGUGGUCGACUUCAUCAUCAUCGUCUUCGGCUUCUGGGCCUUUGGGAAGCACUCGGCGGCCACCGACAUCACGUCCUCGCUGUCCGACGACCAGGUGCCCGAGGCCUUCCUGGUCAUGCUGCUGAUCCAGUUCAGCACCAUGGUGGUGGACCGCGCCCUCUACCUGCGCAAGACCGUGCUGGGCAAGCUGGCCUUCCAGGUGGUGCUGGUGCUGGCCAUCCACCUGUGGAUGUUCUUCAUUCUGCCGGCCGUAACCGAGAGGAUGUUCAGCCAGAACGCAGUGGCCCAGCUGUGGUACUUCGUCAAGUGCAUCUACUUCGGGCUGUCCGCCUACCAGAUCCGCUGCGGCUACCCUACCCGCAUCCUGGGCAACUUCCUCACCAAGAAGUACAACCACCUCAACCUCUUCCUCUUCCAGGGGUUCCGCCUGGUGCCGUUCCUGGUGGAGCUGCGGGCGGUCAUGGACUGGGUGUGGACAGACACCACACUGUCCCUGUCCAACUGGAUGUGUGUGGAGGACAUCUAUGCCAACAUCUUCAUCAUCAAGUGCAGCCGGGAGACGGAGAAGAAGUACCCACAGCCCAAAGGACAAAAGAAGAAGAAGAUCGUCAAGUACGGCAUGGGCGGCCUCAUCAUCGUCUUCCUCAUCGCCAUCAUCUGGUUCCCGCUGCUCUUCAUGUCGCUGGUGCGCUCCGUGGUGGGCGUGGUCAACCAGCCCGUCGAUGUCACGGUCACCCUCAAGCUGGGCGGCUACGAGCCCCUGUUCACCAUGAGUGCCCAACAGCCAUGCAUCGUCCCCUUCACGGCCCAGGCCUACGAAGAGCUGUCCAAGCAGUUUGACCCUCACCCGCUGGCCAUGCAGUUCAUCAGCCAGUACAGCCCCGAGGACAUCGUCACUGCGCAGAUUGAGGGCAGCUCAGGGGCACUGUGGCGCAUCAGCCCGCCCAGCCGGGCCCAGAUGAAGCGGGAGCUGUACAACGGCACCUCAGAUAUAACGCUGCGCCUCACCUGGAACUUCCAGAGAGACUUAGCCAAGGGUGGGACGGUGGAGUACACCAACGAGAAGCACACCCUGGACCUGGCCCCCAACAGCACUGCCCGGCGGCAGCUGGCCAGCCUGCUCGAGGGCACCUUGGACCAGUCUGUGGUCAUCCCCCACCUUUUCCCCAAGUACAUCCGUGCCCCCAACGGCCCGGAAGCCAACCCCGUGAAGCAGCUGCAGCCCAACGAGGAGGACGAUUACCUGGACGUGCGGAUCCAGCUGCGCAGGGAGCGUGUGGGCACGGGGUCCGACGGCUUCCUUGAGUGGUGGGUGGUCGAGCUGGAGGAUUGCAGGACCGACUGUAACCUGCUGCCCAUGGUCAUCUUCAGUGACAAGGUCAGCCCGCCCAGCCUCGGCUUCCUGGCGGGCUACGGGAUCAUGGGCCUCUACGUGUCCAUUGUGCUGGUCAUCGGCAAGUUCGUGCGUGGCUUCUUCAGCGAGAUCUCGCACUCGAUCAUGUUUGAGGAGCUGCCCUGUGUGGACCGCAUCCUCAAGCUCUGUCAGGACAUCUUCCUGGUGCGGGAGACGCGCGAGCUGGCGCUCGAGGAGGAGCUCUACGCCAAGCUCAUCUUCCUGUACCGCUCCCCCGAGACCAUGAUCAAGUGGACGCGUGAGAGGGACUAG
Messenger RNA from Elephantulus edwardii (Cape elephant shrew), 7572 nucleotides. It is a transcript of the gene PIEZO1, whose product is annotated as piezo-type mechanosensitive ion channel component 1. Gene Ontology annotation, cellular component: endoplasmic reticulum; plasma membrane. Gene Ontology annotation, molecular function: mechanosensitive monoatomic ion channel activity; monoatomic cation channel activity. The record is from RefSeq and is a predicted model, not a curated record. Bases 913 to 7572 code for a protein of 2219 amino acids. NCBI's taxonomy places the organism in Eukaryota, Metazoa, Chordata, Mammalia, Macroscelidea, Macroscelididae. Gene Ontology annotation, biological process: regulation of membrane potential; cellular response to mechanical stimulus; detection of mechanical stimulus. The transcript is spliced from 49 exons.